Osmia lignaria (orchard mason bee) is the source of this 1160-nucleotide messenger RNA. RefSeq names its product betaine-homocysteine S-methyltransferase. The record is from RefSeq and is a predicted model, not a curated record. Gene Ontology annotation, molecular function: S-adenosylmethionine-homocysteine S-methyltransferase activity; zinc ion binding. Gene Ontology annotation, biological process: S-methylmethionine cycle. Lineage: Eukaryota; Metazoa; Arthropoda; Insecta; Hymenoptera; Megachilidae.
UAAGAACCAAUCACUACAAUUCUAGUAGAAAAUCAUGCAAGAAGUAAAAGUAUUAGAUGGAGGAUUUUCUACACAAUUAUCAACACAUGUGGAUGAUCCAAUAGAUGGAGAUCCCUUGUGGACAGCACGAUUUCUUGUUACAAAUCCAGAAGCUAUUAUUGCUACACAUUUAGAUUUUCUAAAGGCUGGAGCAGACAUAAUUCUUACAAAUACUUAUCAGGCAUCCAUAGAUGGCUUUUCAAAAUAUAUGAAUAUGACCGAAGAAGAAAGUCUUGACUUAUUUUCUAAAGCUGUAGAUUAUGCUAAGGAAGCUGUAAAUUUAUAUAAAAAAGAUAUUGAAAAUAUACAAAUUAUAAAUGCAAAUCCACUGAUUGCUGGAUCUGUAGGACCAUAUGGUGCCUGUUUACAUGAUGGGUCAGAAUAUACUGGCAAGUAUUGCUCACUUGUGUCCAAGGAGAUUCUUAUGGAUUGGCAUAGACCACGUAUUAGACAAUUAAUUGCUAGUGGUGUUGAUCUAUUAGCAAUAGAAACAAUACCAUGUAAAAAAGAAGCAGAAGCAUUGGUUGAAUUACUUAAAGAAUUUCCCAAUAUUAAAGCCUGGCUAUCCUUUUCCUGUCGUACUGAUGGAAAACACAUAGCUGAUGGUUCUGACUUUCAAAAUGUUGCAGUACAAUGUUAUAAAAAGGCUUUAAAAGGGCAGAUUCUAGCUGUUGGGGUUAAUUGUAUUGCACCACAAAAAGUGAGUUCCCUGUUUAAAGGAAUUAAUGCAAACAACAUGCUAGAAUUUAUUCCACUAGUAGUAUAUCCCAAUAGUGGUGAAAUUUAUACAGUGGAAACAGGUUGGAUGAAAACGAAUGAUUAUUAUUCCUUACAUCAAUUUAUACACGAAUGGCUUAAUUUGGGGGUUCGAUACAUGGGCGGAUGUUGCAGAACACAUGCCGCAGAUGUAGAAAAAAUACGAGCAGAAGUAGAGAAAUGGAAAAGUGCCUGAAUCUUAUUAUACUCUCAAUAAUCAAACUCGAGCAAUUACCAACGAGCAACAACUUUGUUAAUUAUGCAUAUAUACAACUUUUUAUCUUUGGAUCGAAAAAUCAUAUAUACGGAAAAUAAAUUUUUAUGUAAUAUUUUUUCCUAUAAAUAAAGUUAUUAUAAAAAUAAAA